AUUCAAAGACACCAGGCUCACAAUCCAACAACUUUGUUGAGCUUGCCGAAUUGAACCCGCCGGUUCAAGAAAGAAAGUUAUCAGUUUGGUCACAAGUCACGCAUUCGAAUGUCCAAUCCCUGAUUACGCAAUGAUAAACACCAAGUGUUUUUAACUCGGUGGAAUCGUCAACUUAAACCCGAACCCCAGUCUCCGCAGUUGUCUGAUUCUUGAGUACGGUCAGUCCACAAUCUCUGAGAGUUGAGACCAACACACACUCUCUCCAUGAAAGGCGCACCUAUUGGGGCGUUUUUCAUCUACACGUGUAUAGACAAGUACAUAGGCGUGAAACGGGUACGUGUACCGGUUCGCAAGAUCCAUGCUUCUUCGUCAUACAAAGUAGAGUUAGCCCAGACAAACGCUAAUUUAUGGAGGGGCGGACUUCACUCCGUCACACAUGACCCAAAAACCGAAGAGGCUAUUGUUCAGACUAUCGAGAACUUCCCGAGACAUUGGCUCUACAGCGGACUGCUUAUUUGUCUUGUAUAUAUCUUCAUCGUGAAUCCUUCUCUUUUUUCUUGCUGCCUGCUGAAGGCUUGGUGGUUUCCAUUUUUUUCUCCAUUUUAAACCAGCCCCGCAAAUUCCUCUCUUCAUCUUUCCUG
This is a messenger RNA of Neurospora hispaniola, 641 nucleotides long. RefSeq lists its product as uncharacterized. Bases 265 to 606 code for a protein of 113 amino acids. The record is from RefSeq and is a predicted model, not a curated record. The transcript has a single exon. NCBI's taxonomy places the organism in Eukaryota, Fungi, Ascomycota, Sordariomycetes, Sordariales, Sordariaceae.